GCUUACGUCAGGGAGGCGAAACCCAGAAGAAGAAGGGGGAAAAAGACAGGCAGGAGGGCGGAAGGAGAGAAACUUUUUUCUCUCUCUCUUAUUUUCCUCUGAGGCUGAGGUGAGGACGGGCGACGGUGUCAGCGCGGGCUUCCCGGGAGGGCCGGGCGGAUCCCGCUGCGCGCAGAGGAGCCGGGCCCGCGCGGCCCGAGGGGGCGCUGGGCAUGUGGGACCCGCAGGACUUCGAGCGCCACUGGCAGGCCGAGUUCCCCGGGGAGGAGGCGCCCGCCAUGCAGCUGGACUCGGUGCCGGACAUGGAGAGGGAGCUGGAGCACUGCAAACUUAACCUGAAGCGGCUGCAACAGGUGUUGGCUGAGGAGAAAUUCAAAGUCGUCUACCUGCAGGCGGCCCUGGCUGGGGAGAAGCGGGACCUCGGCUGCGCGCGCCUGGGCAGAGGAGCCGGAGCCGGCGGGGCGGCCGCGGCGGAGGGGCCGGCGCCCGCCGGGCAGGAGUGGGCGCCGCCGCCGCGCGAGGAGGGCGCAGCGGGCGGCGAAGGAGACCCCCCGGGCCCCUCGAGCCCUGAGCCGGAGGUGGCCGCCGAGGCCGAGCCUCCUCCCUACGUGUGUCUGGACCUUCCCACCUGGCCGGGGGCGGCGGGGGCAGGGGGCGCGGUGCGCAGCCUGACCGCCGCCAUCCACCAGCAUCUGCUGCAGCCUCGCCUCCUCUUCAGGCCGCAGGAGGACUGCGCGCCCCUCGGCCACCAUGGCACAGUUACCAGCGCCCCGGGAGAGGAGCAGUCCUCUGGGACCCGCCCGGGACCGGGCUCAGAAGAGGGCGAGCCGGACGCCUCGGGUGCGGACAGUGGGGGCGACAGCAGUGACCACGACUUUGAAAUGGUAGAUUUGAACGAGAAAUUCGUUCUCAGCCACUUGCUCGUGGCCCCCUGCCGGCUGGCGACCCGCGAUGAGGCAGACAAGCCGGCACGGGCGUGCAGCCCCCAUCGCUGGAUGCACCUGAUCCCCGGGGGCUGGAGGCAGCAGCGCAGGAGCCGGGACCUGGAGCAGCUGGAGGCGGAAGCCAAAGAAGGGCGGCGCUCGUCCGCCGCGGCUGAGGAGCCCUCCCGGCGCGGGACUCGCGAGCACCUACCCCCGUGGGGGCGCAGGAGGUUCCUGCGGGUGCAGGAGCGGGACUCGCCCGGCCACUGCUCGCCCGAGAGAGGCAGUGACUGCAGCCACAACAGCUCAGACCACGAGGACGGCCUGUCUGCAGACUUCAGCUACGGGGCAGACGACUACGACGGAGAGGGGAAUGAAGAGCAGAAGGGGCCCCCAGAGGGCUCGGAGACCAUGCCAUACAUUGACGAGUCACCCACCAUGUCGCCCCAGCUCAGCUCGCGUAGCCAGGGCGGCGGGGACAGCACCUCCCCAACCCCACCUGAGGGGCUGGCACCUGGGGUGGAAGCAGGGAAAGGCUUGGAGAUGAGGAAGCUGGUUCUCUCGGGGUUCCUGGCCAGCGAAGAGAUCUACAUUAACCAGCUGGAAGCCCUGUUGCUGCCCAUGAAACCCCUAAAGGCCACAGCCACAACCUCCCAGCCUGUGCUCACCAUCCAACAAAUCGAGACCAUCUUCUAUAAGAUCCAGGACAUCUACGAGAUCCACAAGGAGUUUUACGACAACCUCUGCCCCAAGGUGCAGCAAUGGGACAGCCAGGUCACUAUGGGCCACCUCUUCCAGAAGCUGGCCAGCCAGCUUGGCGUGUACAAAGCGUUUGUGGAUAACUAUAAAGUCGCUCUGGAGACAGCUGAGAAGUGCAGUCAGUCCAACAAUCAAUUCCAGAAGAUCUCUGAGGAACUCAAAGUGAAAGGUCCAAAGGACUCCAAGGACAGCCACACGUCUGUCACUAUGGAAGCUCUGCUGUACAAGCCCAUUGACCGAGUCACCAGGAGCACCUUGGUCCUACACGACCUGCUGAAGCACACACCCGUGGACCACCCAGACUACCCACUGCUACAGGAUGCCCUUCGCAUCUCCCAGAACUUCCUGUCCAGCAUCAAUGAGGACAUUGACCCCCGCCGGACUGCAGUCACAACCCCCAAGGGGGAGACGCGGCAGCUGGUGAAGGAUGGCUUCUUGGUGGAAGUGUCGGAGGGCUCCCGGAAGCUGCGGCACGUCUUCCUCUUUACAGAUGUCCUACUGUGCGCCAAGCUAAAGAAGACAUCUGCAGGAAAGCACCAGCAAUACGACUGCAAAUGGUACAUUCCCCUGGCGGACCUCGUGUUUCCCUCCCCUGAGGAGUCUGAGGCCAGCCCCCAGGUGCACCCCUUCCCAGACCAUGAGCUGGAGGACAUGAAAAUGAAGAUCUCUGCCCUCAAGAGUGAAAUCCAGAAGGAGAAAGCCAACAAAGGACAGAGCCGAGCCAUCGAGCGCCUGAAAAAGAAGAUGUUUGAGAAUGAGUUUUUGCUGCUGCUCAAUUCCCCCACAAUCCCCUUUCGGAUCCACAAUCGGAAUGGAAAGAGCUACCUGUUCCUACUGUCCUCGGACUAUGAGAGGUCAGAGUGGAGAGAAGCAAUUCAGAAACUACAGAAGAAAGAUCUCCAGGCCUUUGUCCUGAGCUCAGUGGAGCUCCAGGUGCUCACAGGAUCCUGUUUCAAACUUAGGACUGUACACAACAUUCCUGUCACCAGCAAUAAAGAUGACGACGAGUCUCCAGGACUCUACGGCUUCCUCCACGUCAUCGUCCACUCUGCCAAGGGGUUUAAGCAGUCAGCCAACCUGUACUGUACCCUGGAGGUGGAUUCUUUUGGCUAUUUUGUCAGCAAAGCUAAAACCAGAGUGUUCCGGGACACGACUGAGCCCAAGUGGGAUGAGGAGUUUGAGAUUGAGCUGGAGGGCUCUCAGUCCCUGAGGAUCCUGUGCUAUGAGAAGUGCUAUGACAAGACCAAGGUCAACAAGGACAACAAUGAGAUCGUGGACAAGAUCAUGGGCAAAGGGCAGAUCCAGUUGGAUCCACAAACUGUAGAAACCAAGAACUGGCACACAGAUGUGAUUGAGAUGAAUGGGAUCCAAGUGGAAUUCUCCAUGAAGUUCACCAGCCGAGAUAUGAGCCUGAAGAGGACCCCGUCCAAAAAGCAGACUGGUGUCUUUGGUGUGAAGAUCAGCGUGGUGACAAAGCGGGAGCGCUCCAAGGUGCCCUACAUCGUCCGGCAGUGUGUGGAAGAGGUGGAGAAGAGGGGCAUAGAGGAGGUCGGCAUCUACCGGAUAUCAGGGGUGGCCACAGACAUCCAGGCGCUCAAGGCCGUCUUUGAUGCCAAUAACAAGGACAUCCUGCUGAUGCUGAGUGACAUGGACAUCAACGCCAUCGCUGGUACCCUCAAGCUCUACUUUCGGGAGCUGCCUGAGCCCCUCCUUACAGACCGACUUUACCCAGCCUUCAUGGAGGGCAUCGCCCUGUCAGACCCUGCUGCCAAGGAAAACUGCAUGAUGCACCUGCUCCGCUCCCUGCCCGACCCCAACCUCAUCACCUUCCUCUUCCUGCUGGAACACUUGAAAAGGGUUGCUGAAAAGGAACCCAUCAACAAAAUGUCCCUUCACAACCUGGCUACCGUGUUUGGCCCCACGUUACUGAGACCCUCAGAAGUGGAGAGCAAAGCACACCUCACGUCGGCUGCAGACAUCUGGUCCCAUGAUGUCAUGGCACAGGUCCAGGUCCUCCUCUACUACCUGCAGCACCCCCCCAUUUCCUUCGCAGAACUGAAGCGGAACACACUGUACUUCUCCACCGAUGUGUAGCCCAAGGUGGGAGCAGCUGUGGGGAUGGCCCAAGCCAGCCUCUCCAGCUGGGGGACCCAACACAGACUUGAAAGACCACCAUAGGAAACCCCCACACCCAGCGCUCCAGACACCACAGGACACAGAUUUCCCAGAACUGGAAUAUGCGCACCUUCUGUGCCACCUUGUACAAAGCCAGUGACCCAGCCCCCAGCCCCUCCGCCACUGCUGGGCUCCUGCCCUCUGUACCUCUAGUUGUGUCUGAUGCAUCUGUGCGGUCCAGGAAUUGUUCUAUGUCUGUUGUCAUGCAGAAAAGGUAGUGACCUACCCGAUACGGGUACGCAGACAGCCUGCUUUGUUCUUUCAUUUCCUCCAACACUUUCUUUCCUCCAGAGUCCCGUCUAAGGGCUGUUAUUUUGCGCUCUGAAACUGCUGCCAGUUUAUGCUCUCUUGGCCCUGCUCCCAGACUGCAGUCUCCCGGCAGCCUGCCCUCUGGUUUCGUCCACCCUCCGCCCGCCCAGCCUGCCCACAUGCAUGUGCAGCCUUGGUUCUCACUCCAUCACCUUGACCGUGCUGAGGCGGCCUGGGUGGUGGCGGCCGUGGUGGCCCAGCAGACACUGCCACUUGCUGUCCCCAGCCCUCUCCUUGCCCUCUGCCUGUGGAAGCACACCUGCUUUGCCUUGCUGCCUGUGCAAAUGUUGGACAAGGAGACAGACACACUAAUCCUCAGCUUAGCACAGAGCUGGAGAGCCAAUUUCUGGAAUUUUCCACCUGAGAAUCUCCAUUGCUGGAGUUUAUCUGUUCUGUCUCCAGCCUAAGUGAGGCAUCUUGACUGUUUCUUCUACUGCUUUUCAGGUCCUUUUCCCCUGGUGUUCUAUUUCCUUUGAGUGUAAAGUCUGACAAAUGACCUGCUAUCCAGAUAGCCAGAGGGUCAGGAAAGAAACUGGGGAGGUGGAGAGUCGGUCUGCUGAGGAAACAAGACAGGCUGAACCUUCAGAGGAGUGCCAUGUGGCACUGGUGUCCUCAACUGGGGGAAGUGGCUCUCAUAACAAGGAGUUGUAGUGGCUUUUCCAGUGGAGCCAGGCCUCUAGGAGGGCAACUAACAUGGCUGAAGCAGGUGUCCAGAAAUAGGCAGGCUCUAUCCAGAGGCUAGCCCUUCCUGGCACCCCAUGGACUUCGUGGUACCUUUGCCUUAGAUUUUACACAUUCUCCACAGCCAAGUACUGCCACGGGACAGCGCCCAUGGCCAUGUGUGCUCCAGGACCUGGGAGAGGCAGGCCCAGUCCAACAGCAGCUAGCCUUUGGUGCUGCCUUUCCACCCACAGCUUCUAGAUACAGCCUUCUGGGUGAACUCUGGGAAGCUCCAGAAGUUGGGGAAGGAUGAGUGAAGGCAUCUGCCUUUCUUGGGACUGGGUUUGGCUGGGGACCCUCGCUGUUGACACUCUAGGGGAUCAGCAGGUUCUCGUCCCAGCUUGAGACCCAUUGUUCAGUACUGGGAAGGAGUGGGAGGGAUCCCCAGAGUGCAGUAUCUUCCCGUCUGAGAGUAGCUGCCAGCCUAUGGCUGUCAGCUGAGGGGAGCAGAUGCUCCCAGGCUGCGGGGGCUCAAGCUGUAGUACUCAGCUCCCUGGCUCUCCUGCGUGGCAGACAGUAGAUUCUAGGCCCUCAGGACUGUAGAGAACAGCUCCCAUAGCUUGAGCUCAGGGCUAAGUUUUAAAGAAGGGUUUGCUGGCCCUAACGCUGUAGCAUUUGCUCAGUGAGAGGCAGGGCCCUUUCUGAUCUUGUUUACACCUGUUGCCCAAUCUUGGGCUGAACGGUACAUAUUCUGUGCACAUCAGAGGAAAAGAGAUGCCUAAGAGGAGGGAAAUACUGACCACCUAGCUGCCUGUUACCAGCUUAGCCAGCAGCUCUGCUCCCUAGCACAGGAGGUGGAGAAAGAAUGCUCCUUGAGUCUCAAGAUCCCAGCAUCUGACCAUCCCUGGAGUCUCUGCUCAGCACUCAGGAGGUGGUGUGUGGCAUGAAAGAGACUUGCUUCCAAAGCCAUUGAUGGUAAUGCACUGGAGGCCCAGCCAGAGCGAGUUACAGCCCAAAAUGGGUACCUCCCAUCUCCCCAGAACAAGGAAUGUUUGCUUCUCAGCGUCAGGUAGACUGCAAGCUUGCUAGGCAACAUAACAGGAGGAAGGCUAGAAAAGCUGAGAAAUGCAAAAGGCUCAGAAUAUUUAUAAAUUCCACCCCCAGAGUGGGGAGGGGCAGGUACCAGAUCUGGACUAAGCUGCACCAAGGAAAUAGCCCAUGGGUUCUCCUAAGACGGGGGCUGGGCCGCCACAAGCCCCCAGCCGCUGCGCCCAGCAGGGCAGGCUGUGCCAACAGGAGCCUAGCAGACAGGCUACAGGGAUCCCCGUGUGCCUGUCCUAGCUGGCAGUGGUUGUGGGCUGCCGGUCUUUGCUGAUACAGGUAGGAUGGGACCCUUCAUUAAUAUUUGACUUUAAUAAGUUGGUAAGGAUAUAUAUAUAUAUAUAUAUUUUUUGUCUAUGUUCUGUUUCAACUUAUGUAGAUUAUUAUACAUUGAUGUAAACCACGUGAGGAAAAUGUUAAUAAAAAAAUGCAAAGCCCCAACAUUUGCACAGAA
Molecule: messenger RNA, 6381 nt
Organism: Manis pentadactyla (Chinese pangolin)
Lineage: Eukaryota; Metazoa; Chordata; Mammalia; Pholidota; Manidae
Gene: ABR
Product: ABR activator of RhoGEF and GTPase
Exons: 23
Coding region: 213-3776 (1187 amino acids)
Biological process (GO): positive regulation of GTPase activity; protein phosphorylation; intracellular signal transduction
Cellular component (GO): membrane
Molecular function (GO): guanyl-nucleotide exchange factor activity; GTPase activator activity; protein serine/threonine kinase activity
Source: RefSeq, a predicted model, not a curated record